AUGUCCUCUAUUUCCACCCUCUUUGGCCUCUCGGCCGCCAACGGCGACCCCAAGUUCAUGCUCGCCGAGUACCUCAUCGCCAACAUCCUGCUGUCGCACACCCUCAGCAGCGCCCGUAUCCUCAAAGUAUGGUUCGGCAUCGACAACCACGUCUCGCCGCGCGACGACCUCGCCCGCUUCGGCCCGCGCGCCGUUCUCGAAGGCCACCUCACGCAGAGCCACCUCGACAUGCUCAGGCGCAAUGAGGCCGCGCACGCCAACUCGCUGGAUCACCUCCCCGUCUUGGCCGCUGCGCUGAUCCUUGCCAAGGUGGCCGGUAUCCCGGCCGCAGACAUCAACUACGUCGGCUUGAUGUAUACUCUGGCACGGAUCGCCUAUGUGGGCAACUAUGUGCUGAGCGCGUCGCUGCUUGGCGCAUCGCUUAGACCGGUCCUCUGGUGGACGGCCAACGUCCUUUGCCUGAAGCUGAUUUGGCGCGCUGGAAAAGCAUUCAACUAG
This is a messenger RNA of Cordyceps militaris CM01, 498 nucleotides long. RefSeq lists its product as uncharacterized. The transcript has a single exon. Gene Ontology annotation, cellular component: membrane. The record is from RefSeq and is a predicted model, not a curated record. The coding region runs from base 1 to 498 and encodes 165 amino acids. Lineage: Eukaryota; Fungi; Ascomycota; Sordariomycetes; Hypocreales; Cordycipitaceae.